AUGGCCACCAAGUUUGGAGGUCUUACCUUGGUUGAGAAGCUAGAUAUAAAAGUUGGAUGGGGUCGAGGAUUUGGUCUUUUGGGUUCCAUUUUUGGAAAAGAUGGUGUAUUAAACCAGCCAAACAGUGUCUUUGGACUUAUAUUUUAUAUACUACAGUUAUUACUUGGCAUGACGGCCAGCGCAGUUGCAGCUCUUGUUCUCAUGACCUCCUCCAUCGUGUCCGUGGUGGGGUCUUUGUACCUGGCCUACAUUCUGUACUUUGUGCUGAAGGAGUUCUGCAUCAUCUGCGUCACCACAUAUGUGCUGAACUUCAUCCUCCUUAUCAUCAAUUACAAACGACUAGUUUACUUGAAUGAGGCUUGGAAGCGACAGCUGCAGCCUAAGGAAGACUGACGGCUGGCGGAUUCCCACUCGACUGUCUCAAACACUUCUUUCAUUAAGUUUAUUUUGCAAGUUUUUUUUUUUUUAAAUUCACAACAGACACUUUCCCUGAGAAUCUUAAACUGAUUUUUUAAAAAAUACUGUAAAUUAGAAGGGGCCCUAGCUAUUUUCUGUGUCAAUCUUCAUUUUAAAUCCGGAUACAAAAAAGGAUACACCGAGCCAAUCAAAGACAAGCUUUAACUUUACCUUGAAGAUGUUUCUGAGAUAAUAAAAUGUAGCCCUUGCCCCCAGUCCUUAACCGUAAAGUGAGCAGCCAUUGCUAGUAAUUCUUUAAUGUGUAAAAAUUCAAUUUCAGGUAUAACAAAUGUGAUCAUGAACAUGAAAAUAUUUUAGAAUAGAUACUGUAUUAAAUAUUGCCAUGUUUACAACAUGUAAUAUGUUUUUAGCUGAUGGAUUUAAACCUGUAGAUUCAAUUAGAGUCCAUUCAUGUGAUAUUUGUAAAUAAAGGUAGAAACAUUGGAUCCACCCCUGCAGAACUUACUGUACAGUUGAGUUGAAGUGUAGCAAUGAGGAAUUGUCAGCUCAUGACGACUGAUGCAUAGUGGAGGUAGUAGACACCGACAGAACAUCUCGGGAAAUGUGCUGACAGCCCUGGUACGAGGUUGACAGCAGAAACAGUAGGGUGCUUGGUUCCCUGCAUCUCCUACUCUGAGAGGAAGAAGUUAAAUUUGAACAUCCAAUUUGAAUAAAGCUGGAUGGAUCCUAACUGUUUAGGAUGUCAUGUGACCAGACCUUUAAUUCCAAGGCUUUUGGGACACUGAUGGUAGGAAAUGGAGAAUAACUGAAACCACCAUGGCAUUUUUGGGCAAAGCCUCUUAAACAGUAGCUGACCUUUCAAUACAGAUGUGUUCCUUUGAAACUGGUGCCAGUCCGCUCAGCAGUAUUAGGACUGAAAUAAGCACAAGCCAAGUGCUCCAAGGUUGGUCCAUAGUGUUUCCUUUCUCAUUUCUUCUGCACCAAGGAUUGUCAGUGUUUCAGAAUCACAUAUUGAAUUUGUAAACCUUAGGGCUGACACGAGGACCGGUUUGCUGACUCAGAAGAAACACAACACAUAGAAAGACCUGAAAGUGAGACCUAGAGACUUUGUCCCACUCCAGUAGCCACACAGCAGCAGUGAGAAGAAACCCAGAGGUGAUCUGAAUAAACCUGGAGGACAUGGUGACUGUGUUUCUCUGGUUAGCAUCUUACAGGAGAUGUUAAAAGUGCCUUCUGUCUUAAAUCUCAAACCAAAUUAUUCUGUGUGUUGGACUGGGGCAGAAGUAUCCCUCCUUUCAUUCCUUACCAUGAAACAGAGAACUUGCAUUCUACCAGAAGGGGCUGUGUGGCCAUUUUAUUCCUUGGGUUGAGAAGUAGUGGAAGUGUUUUUGUUUAUGAUUUGGUUAAUCAUUAUUUUAAAAAUAGACAACUAGAUGGCAAAUUUGGAGACCUUUUAUUUGCCUUCUUUUUGGAGGGAGGGAACAGACUUUGCUUUGUAAAGAACAGUCAGCAGUUGAGUGGUUUACGCCCUUCAGUCACAACUGAUGCACUGUAGGAGUUCUGGCCCAGGGCAGGUAUAAAAUGUGAAUUGUAAUGCCCUUUUAGUAGGUUCUAACCAGUUUCUUAAGACAGCUUAAUUCUGAUUUCAUCAAAGGUGUAUUUCCUCAAGAAUGUGAACAUUUCCAUGACUGUCUUACUAUGUACGCAUUGUUGUUGUCUUCGAAGUAGUUAAAGAACUUCUAGAAAGUACUGAAUGGUAUUUAUGGAGGACCAAGUCCUCAUGGGAAAAGUGUACAGUAAGAUCAUCUCGUACCCCUUCGUCCAGCUCUCCCAAGGCAGUGGAAAUGGCUAAUAGCCAAGAUUUCUGCUACUUACAUAUCAAGGCUGUGCUAAACAAGUCCCUUGGGUCCCAAUUCCAAAUGAUCUUUUCUAUCUUUUAUCACUCAGCAGAGUGGCGUUAAAGCUUGUCUUGACAUUACAGGUGUCUACAACACUUACUCAAGAAAAGGUGAGAGUGUCCCAUCCACCACAUCCGUCAUGGUUCCCCUUUGCUUUCCUAAGUCUUGGGAGUACUACCAUUAUAGAUUGUAUGAAUUUUUUGUUUGUUUAUUACAUUCCUGUGACCUAACAGAAUGAAUACCCUUUUCUCACUGAGAGUUAACAGGUGCUGUCUGAAAUAAGAAUGCCGAACUGUGUGCUGUGGUCCGUCAUUUGGGAGGUAGAAGCAGGAGGAUCAGGAGUUCAAGGUCAUCCUUGACUACAUAGAAAAUUAGAGACCAGCCUUAGCUAUAGCAGUCCCAUCCUUAAAAUAAAAGAAAGAAAAAGAAAAAGAAAGAAAAGAAGAGUUUGCUAAAGUAUAUGUUCUCAGUAAGCAACCCUAUUGUGUUUUAUUGGUAGUUUUGCCCUGAGGAAAUUCAGGUUCCUCUCUGUACCUUCUAUUAAACCUAGUAAAAUGGGGGAGAAAAUACUGUGCUAUAAAACUGCUAGUAUUAUUAUGACUCGUUCAGACUGAAUAUUUAAACACUGAAGAAGCUGGGUUUGACUGGGCAUAGUGUCACACACCUUGAAUCCCAGCAUUUGAGAGGCAGGGACUGGUGGAUCUCUGAGUUGGAGGCCAGCCUGGUCUCGAUAGUGAGCUCCUGGCCAACCAGGGUUAUAUAGUGAAACCCACAAAAUAAUAGUAAACACUGAAGCAGAGCUAACAACACAUGCGGAAGGGCAGACUAGCAGGACAGUGACUCUGACAGUAAUUCUGUGAAGCCUUUCACUCCACAGUGGUGGUGUUUGAAGGAAUACGAGAAGUUCUGCCUAGGCAUGCUCCAGGACUGUGGCUGGCCCUUCCCCACAGCUGCUUUCUAUCAGGAGGAUAAACUGGAACAACUCAGGUCUAACAAGUUGCACUAGCUGCAUUCCAGAAACUAUUUUUGCUUCAUGUAUGUAGCCUCUCCUUUGACUCUUUUGUUAUUGUUGUUCUUUUGUAUUUUUUUAAAGACACAUGAUCUCGCUCUGUAGCCUAGGCUGUCCUAGAACUCAGUACGUAGCUCAGGCUGGCUUCAAAGUUGGCAUUCCUCCUGCCUUAGCCUCCCAAGUGCUAGAAUGAGUGGUUCAAAUUUAUUAUAUGUAAGAAUGUUGAAAGACAUUGACUUUUUUUCAUAUAAAGAGAUAAAGCCCACUUGUCAUUCUUGCAGAGGACUUGGGUUCAGCUCCUAUCACCCACACGUCAGCUUAGCAACAGUCUGUAACUCCAGUUCAGGGGAUCCGAUGCCCUCUUCUGGCUUCCAAGGGCACUGCAUGCAUAUGGUGCAUAGACAUUAAUGCAGGCAAAACACCCAUACAUAUAGAAAAGUAUUUCAUUUGGUACAAGAUAUCCUUUACCUAUGAGGUAAGAUAGAGGACAAUGAGAUUAAUAUUGUUGCUUUUUUUUUGUUUGUUUUUAUUUAUAAUUAUUUUCAAAAGACUACAGUGAAAGUGUAGCCAGGCAUGGUAGCACAUACCUAUAAUCCCAGUACUUGGGAGGUAGAGACAGGAGGACCAGAAGUUCAAGGGCAACCUUGGCUUAUAUGAGACUUGUCUCACAAGCAAAAAUUAAAAACACUGCUCAGCAAUUACUUCCUAAGCUAUAGUUGGCACCAUCAGUUGAUUCUGAUGAAUACUGACAGGUGGUGGCUUUACCUUAAAAGUCAGGAAAAUGUCAGCAAAGCUCCUCACUGUCAUUUCCAGGAAGUGUUUGGGGAUAUGGAUUUUACCCUUCCCUGUGUUUUCCUCCAGCAUACAUCAGUGAGCCUGCCCCUCUACACCUUUUAGCAUUUGAGGCAGCACAUUUAUGAAUUCGAAUUUGUGAGUACAACCCUACAAUCAAAGGGCAGAGUAGGAUUCCAGGCACUUGAUCAAACAUCCCCUGCCCCCUUCUGAAACUAAUUGGCCCAGAAGAGAUGAACUGUUAUGAAGCUGUAUUGAGCAUGGCCUAAAUAAUAGGUGUAUAUGACCUGUGAAGUGUGUCCAUCUAAAAUAGUACUCAUGCUUUGAAAACUCCUGAGGAAACAUUCAUGUAAAAAGGCGUUCACUGGGAAGAUCCUUCUCUAAUACAGAUAAAAAUAUUCUUUAUCAGAGAUUUAGGACACCAUUUUGCUAACUGGUAAAUAAAAACUUGUAAAUAUGUAAGAAUGUUUAUUUGUUGCACAUAACUUUUUUGGUAUAAAAUAAAUGUAGACGUUACCUGUGGA
Myodes glareolus (Bank vole) is the source of this 4640-nucleotide messenger RNA. Lineage: Eukaryota; Metazoa; Chordata; Mammalia; Rodentia; Cricetidae. The record is from RefSeq and is a predicted model, not a curated record.